GACCCUAUUACGUUUCGACACGGAUUCGAAAUUUUGUAGUGCCUUGGAGGGGUGGGGCUUGCACAAAAAAUAAGAGUUCAGUUUUUCUCUGUUUAACUUAUACGAUAUGAAACUAUUACAGCGGUCUUUUAAAACCCACUCGCAUCUAUAGCGAGAGAAUGGCAUUGCGUACAUUUGGCUGUUAACAACUUUGAUUUUGUUUGAAAUUUACAAGCAGCCACUUUGCAAACUUGGGCUGCACUGGGGUUGAGCCGAGCGGGGGUGACUUGGAUCGUCUUCAAAACACGCAGGCACAGAAAAACUGGAUGAAGUGAAAAUUGCUGCACGCAGAGAAGUCGCCUUUGAGGGAGGCGUCACAUUUUCCGGUUGUGCCACGCCGACUUUCACACCGUCGGGGUGACGUCGGGCCUAAGCCGGACAGCUAAAGCUCCGUCGGCGGCAGAGAUUGGAGGAGUACACCAUGGUUCGAGUGGCCCUGGUAACGGCUACCAGCCUGGUCCUCACUGGGGCUGUGAUUGCACACGCUUACUACCUGAAACACCAGUUUUAUCCCACUGUUGUCUACCUCACCAAGAGCAGCCCCAGUAUGGCGGUACUGUACAUCCAGGCAUUUGUGCUCGUUUUUCUGCUGGGGAAAUUCAUGCGUAAGGUGUUCUUUGGACAGCUACGAGCCGCUGAGAUGGAGCAUCUGAUAGAGCGCUCCUGGUACGCCGUCACGGAGACCUGCCUGGCCUUCACGGUGUUCCGCGACGAUUUCUCUCCACGCUUCGUGGCGCUCUUCACCCUGCUGCUCUUCCUGAAGUGCUUCCAUUGGCUGGCUGAGGACAGGGUGGACUUUAUGGAGAGGAGUCCAAAUAUCUCCUGGAUCUUUCAUUUCAGAGUACUCUCCCUAAUGGCGCUGCUCGGCGUCUUGGACUUCCUGUUUGUUAACCACGCCUGUCACAGCAUCAUCACGCGCGGCGCCUCAGUCCAGUUGGUCUUUGGCUUCGAGUAUGCCAUUCUGCUUACGAUGGUCCUGACCACCUUCAUCAAGUACACGCUGCACACCAUCGACCUUCAGAGCGAAAAUCCCUGGGACAACAAGGCGGUCUACAUGCUCUACACGGAGCUCUUCACCGGUUUCAUCAAGGUGCUGCUCUACAUGGCUUUCAUGACCAUUAUGAUCAAGGUGCAUACCUUCCCCCUCUUCGCCAUCCGGCCCAUGUACUUGGCCAUGAGGCAGUUUAAGAAGGCCGUAACCGACGCCAUCAUGUCUCGGCGAGCCAUCCGUAACAUGAACACUCUGUACCCUGAUGCCACGCCUGAGGAUCUACAGGCCACUGACAACGUCUGUAUCAUCUGCCGGGAGGAGAUGGUGACUGGGGCCAAGAAGCUGCCCUGCAAUCAUAUCUUCCACUCCAGCUGCCUUCGCUCAUGGUUCCAGAGGCAGCAGACCUGCCCCACCUGUCGCAUGGACGUGCUCCGUGCAUCUCUGCCCAAUCAGGCGCCGACCCAGCCUCCCGCCCCACCUGCUGCCCCGCCCCCACCGGCUGACCAGCCAGUCCCACCACCAGUGCCUCCCGGAAUGGUGCCCCCCUUCCCUCCCGGCCUCUUCCCCUUCUGGGGCCCCUUUCCUGGUGCAGUGCCCCCAGCGGUGGCUCCGGUGCCCCCGACGCAGACGGACUCCCCCCAGCCAGGGUCCGAGGUCUCCCAGGGAGCUGGCAGCAGUCAGUCCAGCCAGCCUGGCCCCGACGGAGUCCCUCCCGCUCCCGGAGCUGCUAUCCCAGGAUUCCCCUUCACCUUCCCACCACCGCUGCCCUCCGCCCCCUGGCUGGCCAUGCCCCCACCCCCACCUUUCGUGUCGUCCAUGCCCCCCCCCCCAGCUUCGCUGUCCAGCCUAUCUGAAGCGGAGCUGCAGGAGCUGGAGCAGGAGGGCCGACGCGGCCUGGAGGCCCGACUCCAGUGCCUGCAGAAUAUCCACACGCUGCUGGACGCAGCCAUGCUUAACAUCCACCACUACCUCAGCACGGUGGCUACACUAAGCCCUCCCCGGUCGGAAACGGCCGGUGCUCAGGCGGCCACGGCGGAUGGAGCUGCAGCAACUUCCCCGGCGGACGGGGCUGCAGCAGCUUCCACGGCGGACGGAGCUGCAGCAGCUUCCACGGCGGACGGGGCUGCAGCAGCUUCCCCGGCGGACGGGGCUGCAGCAGCUUCCACGGCGGACGGAGCUGCAGCAGCUUCCACGGCGGACGGGGCUGCAGCAGCUUCCACGGCGGACGGGGCUGCAGCAGCUUCCACGGCAGACAGCAUGGAGGACGGGACCCCAGCGGUUAACCCUCAGACAGGUGAGACCGUUAACGGCGCCACAGGCUUCUCCCCCGCUGACUCCACCACCCAGGAGGAGGUGCUGGAGGAGGACGGCGAACCUAACGCCGCCGAACUGAGAAGGCGGCGUCUGCGCAAGCUGGAUACGGCUGCCCCCUCCGAGCAAUGAUGGCCAGCUGUCAGCCCCCCGGACCCCCCACCCCCAACAACCCUGCCCAGUGGACCCCCUGACUCGUACACCUGUCAACUCAACAGGGACCGGAUGGUACAAGAUGAAUGGCAUCCCUCCCCUGCUCAACAGCAAGCUGACUGUCCCUCCCUCUCACACGUACACACAACACGGCAGACAUUUGGGAGCCGCUGUCCAGUUGGGACAGUGACUGAUUCUCAAUGACAGCUUUGUGUCACUUGAAAAUAAAUCACUGCUCUGAAUUGAGCCCCCCCCCCCAGUAAAUACUUUCUCUCCUAACAGGCUGUGUGUACUUCUGCCCUCCUGCUCCCCCCAGUUGCACACUUUGAUCGCGAUGACCGGUCCAGGUUCAAAAAAAGAAUUUUUAUUUUUUUAAAUUCCUACGUGUGCCUGGUUUGCAUUUUGACAGGCGGUGAAAGACAGUGAUGUUUUUCUAUCCAGUUCUCCGGAUCUCUUGAUGUCUCUCAAUCUAUACAUUUAAUUUUUUUUUUAAACGGCCUGGUCUGUUCCCUCUCCUUUUGUCAGUCGGUAGCCUGGAGACCAGCGGCAAAGAAUGUUUAGCUUAGCAAUGCGGGUCUCACCCCAAAUACUCUGCUCACGUUGAUGGACUGAGAUUUGCAGAUGGCCGGUUUCUUACUACUUUUCAUUUUUCUUCAGCGCUUGGAAAGAUGACGCGCAAUGAGAACAGUGGAGGGCUAAUUUAAGUUGUACAUAGUGUAUAAAGAGUUUUAAUAGGAGGUUCUGUACAUAUACAAAAAUAAACCAUUCUGAGGAA
Paramormyrops kingsleyae is the source of this 3269-nucleotide messenger RNA. RefSeq names its product synovial apoptosis inhibitor 1, synoviolin (gene syvn1). Gene Ontology annotation, cellular component: endomembrane system. Gene Ontology annotation, molecular function: ubiquitin protein ligase activity. Gene Ontology annotation, biological process: proteasome-mediated ubiquitin-dependent protein catabolic process; ERAD pathway. The record is from RefSeq and is a predicted model, not a curated record. Lineage: Eukaryota; Metazoa; Chordata; Actinopteri; Osteoglossiformes; Mormyridae.